UGCUCUCCCUCCGACGAAACCUAUUGGUGCCACAGCUUCAACGCCUGCUGCAACAGGAGUUGGAGAAGUCGAUGGGGAAAAAGACAUUUUUUCUCGACGAGGAUUGCAACUGCGCAAAAAUUCUGAUGAGCAAACUGGCGGUUCUGGUUCGUUCUAUGAGGAUCUGCAGCCGCAAGAAGACGGUGGAAGUGGCGGUGGAACUGCUUUGCCACCUCCUGGCGCUUUGCCACCGGCGACCAAGAAAGAAAUUGGUGCACCAGUGCAAGAAGAGAGUCAGACGAGUUCAUCUUUUGGAGGACCAGAACAAGAGUCGUUCUGUUCUGGUCGUGGUACCUGCGAUGCCACAGGCGAAUGCCUCUGUUCUCAAGGGUACACGGGUGAGGCUUGCGAGCACGAGAGACAUGACCUCCUGUUAA
Messenger RNA from Amoebophrya sp. A25, 416 nucleotides. Lineage: Eukaryota; Dinophyceae; Syndiniales; Amoebophryaceae. The record is from the annotation of a GenBank genome assembly.